UAAACAACCCGAUCGUCAUCGUUUCGAAAUCAUCUCUGAAUUUUUCCUUUUCGAUCGCUCGCUGGUCUGGAUUCCAUCAAAAGGGUUUCCACUUCCAGUGGUCUCAAUCUCGUCUUCGAUCGAAGGUUUCUCCGUUCCGAUCUCGUCUUCGAUUUGAGGAUUCCGGCGUUGCUUUCAAGGGUGCGGGUGUAGGGUUUUCUAUUUCGGCUUCGAUCGCAGGACGAAGUUGUAUCUCUUCUGUUGUUUCAAGGAGGAAUUCGCUUCAGAGGUUGGAAGGAAAACAGAGAUAAAUUCUCAAUCUUUUGAUUUUGUGGAUAGUUGCUUUUGCUUAAUUUGUUUUUUUUUUAUUCGAUUAUUGUAAUAAUGAUCAUGAGGUCUGUUUGAAUCUCUCUGGUCUGAAGUUAUUGUGGAGAAAAAAAUUGUAUGAUAUUUUGGAAAAAGGAAAAAAAAAUUGAUUUCUCUUCCUGUUUGGGUUGAUUUGUGUGUUUUCUUUUUUGCAAUCACUCAUUAAUUCUAGAAAUCGAUUAAGAAAAAGAAAGCAAAAAGAAGCACACAAGCGAUGGCUAUUAAGUGUAGGUUCAAAAGCGAGAUAGAUUACUUCGUUAUCCCCAUCGAGGGGGCUUCCAUAUCUGUUAGAGAAUUGAAGGAUAGUAUAAUCAAAUUCAAGCGUUUGGAUCGUGGCAAGGAUUUUGAUGUUGUCCUUACCAACGUUCAGUCUAAUGAAGAUUAUGAUGAUGAAGCAGCUCUUAUAUCGAGACAUAUGGCAGUCAUAGUUCGCCGCGUUCCAGGACUACCUCGGAUGCCAAUUGUGCCCAACCACGUAGAAGAAGCCCAUGGUCAUGCCCGAGGUUGCGAGCAUGAUGUCCAGGGACCAAUGAUGGCUAAUCAUGGUUUUGGUCACUUGGAAACACCUCCUCAAGGCUAUGUUUGCCACAGAUGCGGUGUUGCUGGCCAUUUUAUUCAUCAUUGUCCUACAAAUGGUGACCCAGAGUUUGACAACAAAAGGUUUACACCCCAAUUUAGAAAUUUAAGCCCUAUGCCGAUGUCAACUUCAAAUGGUUCUUGUGUAUUGCAAAGCGGAGUGGUUUCUGCCAGGCCUGAUGAGGCUACACAUCUUAAAGAAUCUGGCAGUCUUUCUUCAUCUCGUUCUGUUUCUGGCCUUCCACCUGAGCUGCAUUGCCCAUUGUGCAAGGAAGUAAUGAAAGAUGCUGUAUUUACAAGCAACUGUUGUUUCAACAGUUUCUGUGACAAAUGCAUAAGGGAGCACAUAAUUUCCAACUUAACAUGCAUGUGUGGGUCAACAAAUAUCUUAGUGGACAGCCUUGUGCCGAACAAAACUCUUAGAGACACCAUUAAUAGAAUGCUAGAAUCAGCAAGCCACAGUUCAGGAGAUAGUAAAAGUGUGGUGCAAGAUCCCUCAUCUGUGUGUGAUGUACAGCAAGCACCUCCAACAAUCUCUCUUCCUAUUUCUUCUGAGGAUGAGAACAGGGAAAUUUUCAUGGAGGAUGUUCCUGAUGUAAAAGAGAAAGACAAUCACUGUAUGUUGAACGCUGCGGUACAGAAUUUAGAGGAUGCUGUCAAAAAAUCAAAUGUAUCUGAUGUGACAGCUGAAGAUGUGAAUGUGAAGGAAACAACAGCAAAGGAGAAUGCUGCAAUGACUGAACAAAUUCAUGGAAUAAUGCUCAAUGCUGGACAAGGAGAGAAGAAGAAGAAGAAGGGAGAGACAAAGAUUCUUCAACCUGGAAAUGUAGCAGCUAGCAUGCAAUGGAGCUACCCUGCAAUGCCAUCUGACCCUUCAUCCCACUAUCAGUACUGGGGUAAUGAUGCACUGCCAUGGGAAAUGAAUCAUUUUGUGCAAGCAUUCAGUGGGGUGACACCCUACAUGGAUUAUCAGCAAUUUCAACAUCAAUACUCGUUUGGAGCUCAAGGAUAUAAAUUGCCAUACGGACCAUACCUUCCUCAGAGGGAUAUUUCUGAAUUACCUAUGAACAAGAAAGCUAUAAAUCAGGAGCAGCCAGUAAAUAGUGCAGACAACGCCGAUAUGGUUGAACCUAGGAACAGCCUGCAUGAUAAAGGGCUGAGCUCCCUUGUCCAAACAGAGAGGGAUUACUUCUCUAGAAAACCAGCGAGAAUGGCAUGGCAAGUCCUAUCUAGAGAACGUAAACAUCAUUCACCGCACCGUUCGCCUCAUAGAAGACAAAUCGAUUGUCAGUCAAAUCACUCUGCCCAUCCUUACAAUGAUCAUGCGGAAGAGCUCAAUAAGAGGAAAAGCAGUGCGCACUCACACAUACUAGUCACAGAUUCAGAGAGGCCGAACUGGAGCAACAAGAAGAGGAAGUACCAAACUCACUAGACUAGAGUUAUGUUUUUAAAGAUGGCUCAAUCAUUUCCCAGUACUAAUUAAUAGUGCAUAACGUGCUCAUAUUAAAAUGAAUAGAGAUUUUGUUGUACAGUUUAACAGUGUAAUUCUUGAAAGUGCUCUAUUUCAUUCUUCUGUUGUUUGUUGAUGUAUAAAACAUUUACAUAUUGUGGAUACUGCUACUUUCAUUGUUUUGUUCUCAUUGAUGAUAGAUGGUCUUUCUUUUCAAGUUAAA
Molecule: messenger RNA, 2594 nt
Organism: Dioscorea cayenensis subsp. rotundata (Guinea yam)
Lineage: Eukaryota; Viridiplantae; Streptophyta; Magnoliopsida; Dioscoreales; Dioscoreaceae
Product: E3 ubiquitin ligase PQT3-like
Exons: 12
Coding region: 560-2353 (597 amino acids)
Biological process (GO): protein ubiquitination; ubiquitin-dependent protein catabolic process; mRNA processing
Cellular component (GO): nucleus
Molecular function (GO): ubiquitin protein ligase activity; zinc ion binding; nucleic acid binding
Source: RefSeq, a predicted model, not a curated record